CCAAACUGCUCUUGCUGCUGCAACAGACCAAAACAUUAACAUCAUGGAUUUACUAGUUUCUGAAUAUCAGAAUCGCCAAAGGAUCAAGAAAAUUGAGAACUCCUUCCGUCCAUCAGCGCCGCAGCUUUUCACACCAGGUCGAUUUCUGACAGGAGAGGGGCCCCUGAUGAAGCAGGGCCGCAAGAAGAGGGAGGAGAAAAUGUUCUUCCUCUUCAACGACAUCCUGGUGUACAGCAGCAUCAUCAUGACCAACCGCUGGUACAAGAACCCCAAGAUCAUCCCGUUAAAGGACAUCAAGUUGGACGACUUGGAGGACUCUGACGAUGUGCAGCACCAGUGGCUGAUCUGCACGCCUCGUAAGUCCUUUUACGUGUCGGCCUCCUCCGGCGAGGAGAAGAAAGCCUGGAUGCAGCACAUCGAGGUCUGCCAGCAGACCCUGCUGCAGGAGCCGGGCCCCCAAACAGAGACAACCUACGCCAGAUCCUGGAUCCCCGACCGAGCCGCUCAGAAGUGCAUGCGCUGCUUCGCCACGUUCACCGGCAUCAACCGGCGACAUCACUGCAGGAAGUGCGGCUUCGUGGUGUGCAACACGUGCUCCAAGGGCCGGGCCCUCAUCCAACGCAUCCACCCCAACAAACCGCUGAGGAUCUGCAAAGUCUGCAACAAAACGGACGAUGACAAGACCUCCCGCCUGAGAGGGGGCAGCUCCGGCUGGUGGGACGAAACAUGCAGCGAUGAAGAGUGAACACUGACCAAUCCUCCCCUAGUGACCACAUUGUAGGAUAAGAUUCGCCUAAACUCCUCUGGAGAAAAUGUAGCCAUUAAACAGUACGGAGUUGAUGUUCAGGUGAGGGAGAGGAAGGACACGUUUCAGCCGCCACCUGAGUUCAACAUGAACGUGUUGAUAAGACCUGCUGGCCUGGAGGACAGCAACGCAACCGCGACAGAGAGUUGGACUGUUGAUGACAAUAAAGAAGCUGCUGUAGACGACAGAAAGUCAUGAAGUAUUUGAAAAGUAAAACAUAUUGUAAGUUAUUUGUAAUAUAAAGUGUUCUGUUUUAGGACUUAGUUUGAUGUUGUAUCGAUUUGCCCAAACAGUAGAAUAUCAUAUGAAGCCAGACGUCCUUGUGUAUUGCUGCAACUUUAUCAAUAAAAUUAAAUGUCCAAUAUACGUAAAGA
Poeciliopsis prolifica (blackstripe livebearer) is the source of this 1179-nucleotide messenger RNA. RefSeq names its product pleckstrin homology domain-containing family F member 1-like. NCBI's taxonomy places the organism in Eukaryota, Metazoa, Chordata, Actinopteri, Cyprinodontiformes, Poeciliidae. The record is from RefSeq and is a predicted model, not a curated record. Bases 44 to 745 code for a protein of 233 amino acids. Gene Ontology annotation, molecular function: phosphatidylinositol binding; metal ion binding. The transcript has 2 exons.